AUGUACAUCUCUAGCAUUUUUGCUCUUUUAAUUGCGUUCUUUAUUUAUGAAAACAUUGUGGAGCUUAUUUUUCCUAACCCACGACACCUGUCUCUGACAGAGAAUUAUGUGAACGGGAAUCCCCCUAAGAGCGACAAGUUAAAACCCUUCCACUAUGAUACCCCAAUGACAUUAUACGAAUAUUUCAAGAUCGUCCUAUUCACGCUCUCUGGGGUCCUGGUGCUUCGCAUUGCAGUUGUAUUCUUGAGCAUCGUUUUGGGGAUGGUUUGUGUAACUGUCAUGGGGAAACGAAAUCGAGUACACCACCCUCUCUGGUUUUCUUUCUGGAUGUACCCGAUCAACUUCUUCGGUACUAUUAUGUUGGCUGCUCUUGGCUUCUACAAUACUAGGGUCUAUGGUAAAGUGGCACCUCGUUCCCAAUGCAAGCUGCUCAUUAGUAACCAUAGUUGUGUGCUUGAAGUGGUGUUUCUUGCCCUUCUUGAAAGGCUUCCUUCAUUCGUUUCGCGUAAAGAGAAUGAAAGUAGCUUCUUUUUCUUAGUAGUCGCGCGAAUCUGCGAUGCGAUUCUGAUUGAUCGUAAGUCUCCCACGUCACGCAAGGAAGCCCUUGAUGCUAUUUGUAAACGAGCAAAAGAUCCCUUAGGACUCCAGCUCAUGAUAUUUCCUGAGGGUUCUACCGCAAAUCAAUUAGCAUUAUUACGGUUCCAAAAGGGAGCCUUUGAAUCAGGAAAUCCCGUCCAGAUGGUUUGUAUAUACUUUCCGUACAAGCACUUUAAUCCGACGUGGGGAGGAAAGAUGGUAGGCGGUAACGAUGUGCAUGAAAUUGUUUUGCGCUUGUGUUGCCAGUUUGUCAAUUAUGCUGAGAUUCGUGUCCUACCUGUGUAUUAUCCCACAGAGGCAGAGAAGAACGAUGCCAUUCUGUAUGCAAAUCACUGUCAGAAAAUGAUGGCCACUGUUCUUAAUGAAUCUGUCAGUGACGCAACUUUCUAUGACUAUGACGAAGCUGCAAAGCUGUAUCGUCAAAAAAUAAAAUCGAGAUAG
This is a messenger RNA of Phytomonas sp. EM1, 1038 nucleotides long. Lineage: Eukaryota; Euglenozoa; Kinetoplastea; Trypanosomatida; Trypanosomatidae. The record is from the annotation of a GenBank genome assembly.